Messenger RNA from Nylanderia fulva, 1584 nucleotides. Its product is annotated as WD repeat-containing protein 1 l(2)09851. The record is from RefSeq and is a predicted model, not a curated record. NCBI's taxonomy places the organism in Eukaryota, Metazoa, Arthropoda, Insecta, Hymenoptera, Formicidae. Gene Ontology annotation, biological process: ribosome biogenesis. Gene Ontology annotation, molecular function: protein binding. Gene Ontology annotation, cellular component: nucleolus.
GAAAGGAAUGCGGUGACGCGCAUGCGCGAAUAUGUAAAUCACACGUGGUUGUACUUUUUAAUUGAUGGUACUGUGUUUUAUUUAAUUUCGUAAUUUAAGAAAGAAAUAAUAUCAAUAAUAGAUUUAUCGUGAUAUUUCUUCAAUUAACGUCCGAUAUGCCAAUAUAUUCUAACGAUAUGCACGAGGAAACGGAGGAACCGAUGGAGGGUGUCGUGAACGAAAACGAGAGCAGUGAUGACGAAUCCAUAGAAAACGAGGAUUCUAAGGAGACUGAAUCGAAGGUGUAUCUUCCAGGAAAAACCUUGGAAGAAGGAGAGGAACUUAUCGUCGAUAAAACUGCGUACAAAUUAUUGCAUCACGCACAAUCUGGCGCACCGUGUCUCAGCUUUGACAUAAUACCAGAUGGUUUAGGUGACUGCAGGGAGACCUAUCCUUUGACCGCAUACAUAGUUGCUGGGACACAAGCUGCCAAGACGCAUGUUAAUAAUCUUCUUGUCAUGAAAAUGUCCAAUUUACAUGGCACUGAACAGCACUCUGAAGAUUCGGAAAGCGAAUCGAGUGAUUCAGAAGAUGAGAGCGAGGAACGUAAGCCAGUAAUGAAUGUUGCGUCUAUAAAACACCAGGGAUGUGUUAACAGAGUGAGAUGUACAAAGCUUGGCGAUACAAUACUAGCUGCUAGUUGGAGUGAAUUGGGACGUGUAAAUAUUUGGAACUUGCAAGAGCAGUUAAAUGCAGUUGAAAAUCCCAGCUUACUAACUGCAUAUCGUAACAAGUGUGCCAAAGCAGAUAGUGGUAUUAAACCAUUGUAUACAUUCAAAGGCCAUCUCUCUGAAGGCUUUGGUCUCGAUUGGUGCCGUACAGAACCGGGUACUUUAGCAUCUGGCGAUUGCAAAGGUAACAUUCACAUAUGGCGAAUAGAGAGUAGCAGUGCAUCCUGGCAUGUAGAUCAAAGACCAUACAAUUCACAUGCUCCGCACAGUGUGGAAGAUUUGCAGUGGUCGCCAAAUGAAAAAAAUGUACUGGCAUCGUGUUCAGUAGAUAAAAGCAUAAAAAUUUGGGACACUCGAGCGAGUCCACAGAAUGCGUGCAUGUUGACAGCGUCCGGGGCUCACACAGCCGAUAUCAAUGUUAUCUCGUGGAACCCGAAAGAAAGCCAGUUUCUGAUAUCAGGCGGAGACGACGGGCUGCUAUGUGUAUGGGAUUUACGACAAUUUGGAGUCAAUGGUGCAAGUCCAGUCGCUACUUUCAAGCAACAUAUCGCACCAGUUACCACCGUGGAAUGGCAUCCAACGGAAGCCACGGUGUUUGCUUCCGGCGGAGCCGACGAUGUAGUCGCUCAAUGGGAUUUAUCAGUAGAAACGGAUCGUACAGAGGAAUCACAAGACAGUGAAUUGGCCAAGUUGCCACCACAAUUGUUAUUUAUACAUCAAGGUCAGUCGGAAAUCAAAGAAUUACACUGGCACUCACAAUGUCCAGGAACUAUGAUAACAACUGCACAUUCAGGUUUCAAUAUAUUCCGUACGAUUAGCAUAUAAUAGAGAAUAUCUCUAUUUAAAAAAAAAUAAAAACAAAUAUUUAUAUAAA